Molecule: messenger RNA, 1937 nt
Organism: Paramuricea clavata
Lineage: Eukaryota; Metazoa; Cnidaria; Anthozoa; Malacalcyonacea; Plexauridae
Source: the annotation of a GenBank genome assembly
ACAAAGACUGCGCUCACGGUCAAAACUCAAGAUGGCCAUUUUGAAAUUAACGCUUCUUUUUGCUGUGAUUUUUGUCGCGCGAGGUGAAAAUGCAAAAGGUAGGAGAUGAAUUGAAGUAUUUCUUCCUCUUCAUUCAAAAAUUAUCGUAUCAUUUCAACGGUGAAGACUUGUAAAUCGAUGACAAUGAUUUGUAACGGGUAGACUAUUUAGCGCGAAAUAAAAUUUAGUGAUAUGCUGUGUUUACAAAUUGUACGACAUUUGUCGUGAUCGAAAAGUGUUUUCUUAUAAAACUAUCAGUUCAUUCCGUUGUUUAGAUCUUGUUAGAAUAAAUUUCAAAAAUUACCUGCAAAAUAUUUCUUAAGACUUCUGUUGUAUACCAAGUCGCCUAAGAUUAAAAAUAGAAUAAUAUUCAAUAAAUUUUCUCUUCCAAAUCUAUUACAGGCAGUGAGUUUUAUAAACGUUUUAUGACCAAGAGGGCGGCUCCUCCACCAGCUGGCGGGGCAAAAGGUAGGUGAUAAUGGGAAUGAUUAAUAAAUGAAGAAAGAAAUGAAGGAUGUAAGACCCAGUAUAGGCGAGCAAGUUUUCUUUGACAAGUUUUCUUUGACAAGUUUUCUUUGACAACUUUUCCUUGACAAGUUUACAUUCUCGUGUGUGCGGUCAGCAAGUUUUCUUUGACAAGUUUUCUUUGACAAGUUUCCCUUGACAAGUUUCCCUUGACAAGUUUACCAUCUCGUGUGUACGGUUACCCAAGUUUUCCUUGACAAGUUUACCUUCUCGUGUGUACGGUUACCCAAGUUUUCCUUGACAAGUUUACCUUCUCGUGUGUACGGUUACCCAAGUUUUCCUUGACAAGUUUAGCUUGACAAGUUUACCUUCUCGUGUGUACGGUUACCCAAGUUUUCCCUGACAAGUUUAGCUUGACAAGUUUACCUUCUCCUGUGUACGGUUACCCAAGUUUUCCUUGACAAGUUUAGCUUGACAAGUUUACCUUCUCGUGUGUACGGUUACCCAAGUUUUCCCUGACAAGUUUAGCUUGACAAGUUUACCUUCUCGUGUGUACGGUUACCCAAGUUUUCCUUGACAAGUUUCCCUUGACAAGUUUACCUUCUCGUGUGUACGGUUACCCAAGUUUUCCCUGACAAGUUUAGCUUGACAAGUUUACCUUCUCGUGUGUACGGUUACCCAAAUUUUCCUUGACAAGUUUAGCUUGGCCAGUUUCCCUUGACAAGUUUACUUUCUCGUGUGUACGGUCAACAAGUUUCCCUUGACAAGUUUAGUGGCUUGAGUGGACGAAAUGUUGUUAAACAUUUAUCUCACAUCAUGGCCAUGUCUUCUACAUGGACACAGAGUUCUAUAAACUGUCUUGUCCAAGCUGGCUAAUACAGCUGGCUCAUAAUAUUCACACUUGUAGCAGUAAAUACAUUGUGAUUCUUCAUUUCUUGUAGGCAAAGAAAGCUUCGUAUUUCAAUCACCACAUGGCUUGGCGCAUGGACAUGGUCAUGCUCACGGGUAUGGUGGCUACGGGGGUUAUGGGUUAGGGGGUUAUGGGUACGGCGGUUUGGGCCCCUGGGGACAUGGACAUGGUUUUGGAAACCUGGGACACAUCCAUCCAGUUCCCGUCACCGGGGUUAAAGCCCUAUCGGUAGCCUACGAUCCGGUAUCCGGGGUACCGUAUGUAUGCGACCCUAAAAAGAAGGCGGCCGCCGCAGGUGCUGCUAAACCCGCUCCAACUGGCAAGAGGAGUGAUAUCGAGAAAGAUGAAGAGAAGAAUAUUGAGAAAGAUGAAGAGAAGAAAGAUGAGAUUAAAGUCAAAAUCCCAGACUACCCACCCUGCCCUGACCCAAAGAAGAGUUUCCCAUGGAGUUGCAUAUGUAAGUAGACCGUUGCUCUUCUAUCCAUAUUAUUGACUAUUGAUUAUAUUGAUUGUAUAUUGAUUG